This is a messenger RNA of Xyrichtys novacula (pearly razorfish), 8643 nucleotides long. The record is from the annotation of a GenBank genome assembly. NCBI's taxonomy places the organism in Eukaryota, Metazoa, Chordata, Actinopteri, Labriformes, Labridae.
AGCCAAUGACUAUCAAGGCCUCUGUCUGUAUCGGGUAGAACGGUCCAAUCAGAGAGCAGCGGCGGGAAACACAGCUGAUCGAAAAGGAGAAGGAGGAAGACAUUUGGCGCAAGAAGAGCUAAGAAGAAGGAAGCAGAGGACGCUGAACCGGCAUCAGAAAUACUCUAUUAUUCACUAAGAAGACUGCUUUCAACUUUCAAGACAGGUAAACUCGUCUUUGAGACAUUCAUAUCAAUGCGCAGGUGUAAAAUAUUUUAAUCUUCGUUGAUAGUUUUUCCUUUUUAAUCGCCGAAAGUACAACUAUCAUUUGGCUUUCUACCAUAAGGUGUGUCCAUAAGUUUCGACUUUGAAAUAACAUUAGUGGAUUUAGCAUGUAUUCCAGGUUAGAGUUUGAACAUUCAUCUAAAUUAGUGUUAAAAUCAGGGUUUUUUGAUUUGACGCCUCCAUUUGCAGCUCUGCUGUCUUGGCGCCAUUUAGCUAUCAUGGUAUUGUUUCCUCUGCGGGCAGGUUACUGUAAAAAUGACCACGAAUUGCAGUUUACAAAGUUUAAACCACAUUUUUAAAAGCAUCAUGUGUAUUUCCUGAAAGUUGAAGCUUAUUUCACCUUAGCUGCCUUUUCCUCAGAGAUCAACUUUCGCGACCUACUUUUUGUAGAAUUCAAACCAAGCAAGUUAAUUUCUAUAUAUAUAUUUAAAAAACCUUUAAAGACUCUAAUCUUUAACAUAAAUCCACUUGUUUUGUUGAGUAAAGUGCAUUUCAGAGCACAUGAAGGGGACAACACGAGGACGACAACUACUGAAGUUGCGUGUGCAAAAAAUAUCAAGUUAAUAUCUCAUUAAAUAUUUACUUUUUGACCUGCUGUUCGUGACCCAUCCAGAACGUGUCCGUGACCCACUUUUGGGUCGGGACCCACCAGUUGAAAGCGGAAUCUAAUCGAUCCUUAAAAUGGCGGAUAAAUAAAACUUCAUUGAAAUGUCAAAAACGUCUAUCCUAGGCCUGUUGAUGAAGUUCUGCAAUAGGUGACUUUGUCAGAUUUAAGAAGCCAUCGGGAAACAUUUUCAGUAUGAAGAAGAGUGGCCUGAUAAACUAUCCUGUGAACCACAACUACAAACAUACUGUCCCAUCAAGAAUAGUUAGAGUUUAUCAAACUAUUUCAAGUUUAAUUGAACCAAAAGACAAAGAUCCUUCUGGCAAAGGUGCAUGUAGGAACACUCCUUUUGGCUUUAGAGAUUUGCAGGUUGAAUGGGUUUUUGUUGUCUUCAUCUAUGGUGACUUAAGUGAGGUGCUCUUCAGUAAAAUAUCCUCCAUCAAUGCUGAUUUCUUCUGUUUGGAUGAUUAUGAAAAACUUGUGUUCCAGAAGAGAGAUCUCCUUCGUUGGAGAUUUUAUUUGCAGAUACGAAGAGAAAAGGCAGGAGAAACAAAUUUAUGUGGCGGUCGCACUAAAUGCACACAGUUGUUGCUGUUGUGCACGAAAUAAUUAGUAUUGAUGUAUGUUUUUGUCGAUAUGAGCUUGACAAAUGGAGGAUAACUGGAGGUUUUUGUCCAUAAAGGUCACCACUGCCUCACAGAUGAAAGGGUUGAGCGAUGGGAGUGUUUAAAUCUAGAUAAUUAUACAAGAUGUUUCCAAUUCUACGCACUGCACCUUUUAAUUCACGACGGAUCAUCUUUCUUUGUGUUUCAGAUAAAAGGUCAAGAUGCCGAGUACUCGCUCUCAGGGCCAGUCUCAGCCCAUGCUCUCCUUCCCCCGCCGCAAAUCCUGCAGGGUUUCCUCUUGCCACAAGACGCCUCAGCUGAACAAAUCCCCGGCUCCAUCGCCGUCUAAACCCAAACCCCUCUCCACAGCUUUGACUCUGACCCGGAUCGCACCGCUCUCCCCGGGACGUCCUGCAGAUAAGCCGCUCCUGCUCUCGCCAAAACGCCCCAUAGCCCAUCAACAGCCACCGCCGUCAUCACCAGGCGGCAUUAGACGGCUUCCACUGAGCCCGAGGAAACGUACAGGUGAGAGACCUCACACAGGACGGGACGAGGGGAUCACAAAUCUGAUUUGAUGUUUUUAACAUUUACCUCUGAGUUUGAAUGAGGAGCACUGAGGUGAGGGUAGUGAAACUUUUUACCCACUUUAUUUCCCAACGUUAUUAGAAAAUAAGAAUCUAAAAUUUUUUCCAAUUAUAUUUAAAAAGAAGCUUCAGUGUUUCUGAAUCCAGGCCUCAUUGUGUCAUUUGGGCUUUUAAUGGUGUGUUAGUGUAUAAAAAUGGUUUUACUGGACGUCUCAUUGAGUCUUAAACAUUGGGGGGAAGGAAAUCUCUCCUUCUGGAAACCUUCACUGCUAAAAUCAUAAAGUCCUGUCAACACCUGAAACAGAGAACCUUCUAAAGACUCGCCCUCCUCCUCUCCUCAGGUGAUGAUAACAGCUGUAACCUCGGUCCCGCUCUCCUGGGUUCACCUCCAAAGCAGAGCAGGCAGAUCCUGGCCUCGCCUUCAAAGCUGGGAUUCGACGAGAACUUGCCUGUCUCCUCUCGCCGACAGUUGGUCCUGUCCCCACCGCGGCAUACGCUCUCACCCUCCAACAAGUCGUCACCAAGGCGACAGGAGACGCCCACAGGAAGUCCGCAGAGUCGCAAAUCGGAGAAAAAGGCUCCUGUCGCUCGGCUCUUUGCAGAAAGUGAGUGUUUGUUUGAAAGUUUGAUACAAAGAUCCAGCAUAUUUUGAAAGUUUUCCCUCUUAUUUUGAAGUUUUCUAGUAUUUUUUUUUUUUAACCAUGUAUCUGUAAAGGAUGAGGAGCAGGUGCUCACCUCAUUGAGCUUAAAAUAGAGACACUCACACUAAAGCUGUGGACUUCUUGACUUCUUCUUGUUGAAGCCGUAUCAUUAAGAAAAAUGACCCCUGUGUGAUUGGCUCAGCAGCCUCGAGUCAGAGUUUUGUAAAGACGAAGGUGUUUUAAAUCUAGUUGAAAAUCCAGAGCUCUAAGUAUCUUCUCCAUCUAAAUUCCUCCUGCUCUUCUUCAGAGUCAAGGUUCCUAAACGUGAAGCAGGCGCUGCACACCGCUGUCCCUGAGCGCCUCCUGUCCAGAGAGGCCGAGCGGGCGUCCAUAAAGUCGUUCCUGGAGGAGAAGGUGCUGCAGCGUCUCCCCGGCAGCAUCUACAUCUCAGGAGCUCCGGGAACCGGCAAGACGGCCUGUCUGAACUGUGUGCUGCAGGAGAUGAAGGUGCUUUUAUACAAAUAGUUAAAGGCUGAAUGGAUGUGACCUUUUCAAAAUUUGAGAAACUUUAGCCAAUUGUAAUAAAAAGAAAUGUUAAUAUGAGUGUUUUGACCCAUCAGGAGGAGCUGUCGUCUGUUCAGACCGUGGUGGUAAACUGUAUGACCCUGAGGAGCUCCCACGCCAUCUUCCCGCUGCUGGCUGAGAAGCUUAAAGCACCAGGUGGACAGAACAGACUGCAGAGGCUCCUGACGGCUCCGGGGCCUGCUGUGUGAGUAAUUCAGGAUGAAGUUACGAUCUUGGAGUCAGUCGGUCUUCACUGGAUCUCUGACCUGGUCUGUGUCUUGUCCUCAGGCUGCUGGUUCUGGAUGAGAUGGACCAGCUGGACAGUAAGGCUCAGGACGUCCUCUACACCAUCUUUGAGUGGCCGUACCUGCCAAAUUCCCGCCUCUGUCUUAUUGGUAAGAAGCUCACCUGUUAGUGGAGGUUGUAAUAUUUGAACUGAGACAGAAACGUUUUCUCUUUAGAAGAGCAAACAAAGAUUCAGGAUUCAGGGCUCUCACUCCAAACAGCUGUUUAAAACCCAGGCGUUAUUCCCCCAGGUAUCGCCAACGCUCUGGAUCUGACUGACCGCAUCCUCCCCAGACUGCAGGCUCGUCCUCACUGUCGCCCUCAGCUGUUACACUUCCCUCCCUACACCCGCCUGGAGCUCGCCGCCAUCGUGCAGGACAGGCUCGCACAGGUAAAAACGACACACUUGAGCGUCCUCCCUUUUAAAUCUCAAACACCAGAUCCUCGUAUGAACCUGCUUUUUCUUCGUCUCAGGCAUCAGCUGAAGGGAUCCUCGACGCUUCAGCCGUUCAGUUCUGUGCUAGGAAAGUGUCAGCCGUGUCUGGGGACGCCAGGAAAGCUCUGGACAUCUGCAGGUACGAGUCCAAACUGCAGAGGAGAAAUGCGCCUCAUAUUGUUCCUUUUUUCUAUUUCAAGUCUCUUCAUGAAAGAAAUCCUUUAGAUCUGAUCAAAGUUUCAGUCACUGAGACUGAAGUUUUAAACGUGUGAUCACUUUUACAUUUUCAGGAGAGCAGUCGAGGUUGUGGAGUCUGAUGAGAGAAAGAAAGCAUCAGAUCCAACAUCUGAAAAUAAAGGUGAGUUUGCUGUUUUUCUGACUCCCUGAACAAACUGAAACCGCUUUCUGCUCCUGAUUAAACUAACUAUUCUGCUCUUUUCCUGCAGUGUCCCGGGUCAGCCUCCCUCAGGUGGCGCGUGUGCUGUCUGAGGUUUACGGUGACCGGAUGGCAUCUCAGAGCGGCAGUUCAGACGGAGAGAGUUUCCCCCUGCAGCAGAAACUGCUGGUCUGCUGCCUGCUGCUGCUCAUACGAAGCGCAAAGAGCAAAGAGAUCGUCCUGGGGAAGGUGAGCGUCUAAAAUGAUCUUUGUUUGGUUUGUUUCUCUCAGGUGGACUUCAGGCAGGACGCUCCGAGGCUCCUUGGCUGCUCAGUAUAGUUUCAGGAUGUGUGUGUGAACAGAUUAGACUUGUUACAAGUUUUUACACCUGAAAGCAUCACCUGGUACAAGUGUUGCCAUGACACUUGGUUGGUAAAUCUGAGAAAGAGAGCUCUUUGGUCGACAUGGAGUUUCAUCAUAAGGGCUGAAGAUUUGAAAAAAAAUGGGGUUAAACGUCCAGCAGGAGGCGCCACAGCAUCACCUGUAUUUUUUUUAUUUUAAUUUUUUUAAACACUCUCUUCAACAAACCGGUUAUGCAUUUGUGUUUCAGCUCCAUGAGGUGUACAGUCGGCUGUGUGCUCAGCGGCAGGUGUCAGCAGUCGGUCAGAGCGAGUGUUUGUCUCUGUGCAGUCUGCUGGAGAGUCGAGGGAUCUUCGCUCUGAAGAAAGCCAAAGAAGCUCGGCUCACCAAGGUAAAAAAAAACAAACAAACAACAAAACAGAUUGAUACUGUGAACUCAGUUGAUCACUGCGGUAAAGUAAAGUUAUGCGAUUAAAGUCAAAUUUGGACCCAUAUCUUUUUCCUUAAAAUUUUUAGAUUUAAAUCGGAGUUUAGGGUAAGGACAGAAUUCUAAAUCUGAUCUCAGACCUUUUUUCAUGAACCCUGAGGCAGAAUCCUGAUUUCAGUCGAACAACUUUCAAAAGAAAAAACAGUUCUUAGGAAAAAAUAAUCAGAAUUCAGACUUGGUUUCUUAAAUUCUUAUCAUACUAAAAUACAAUACAGUAUUCUGAGACUUAAAUCUAAAUUAUUGAACGUUUAUUAGAAUUUUUUUCUGGGAAUUCUGGGAUAAAAAUCAGAUUUCUAAGAAUAAACCAGAAAUUUGAGAAGUCCUGAUUCUGCCUUCCUUUGUAUUCCAAAAUGCAUAAAUUUAAAUCAGAGUUCUGACUUUUUUUUAUCUCAGAGUUUAGACUUUUUUUUUUUUUUCUUUAAACCAUUAGAGGUAGAAUCCUGAAAAAAGUCAGAAUUCAGAUUUAAAUCUUGAAAUCUGGCAGUUUUAAAAAGGUACAGGUUUAAGAAAAAGGUCUUUCUCACUGGACUGAGCUUUUAAUGUUUCUUACUAAGUUGCUUAUAAUAGUGAUGAUUCCGAUAUGGCCUGGGAUAGGGCUGCGCAGUUAAUCGAUUUUAAAUCGUAAUCAAAUUAUUUGAUUGUGACUAUUAAAAAAAAUUUAAAUCGUCAAAUCGGAUCAUAUCUCGCACCUCCAGGCCACCAUAGGCUCCCCCUUCCUGCGGGAGCGCUCCUCAGUUCCCACAUACACCCGUGUAAACAAACAUGGCACUUACAAAAGAAGGCGAUAAUUUCAUGGCUAAAUAGGGCAAGAGCAAGUCAGUCGCAGUUUUGGAUGAAGAGCAAACCACUCCCCGCUGCAAAGUCUGUCUGAAGGUGGUAUCACCCUGUCCACACGGAAACGAAUUAAGGAGUAAACGCAAGUUUUUUUGUCUUAUUGGCAUUUUAUCCACAUGGAAACAGCAUUUCAGGUGACUGUAAAUGGUUCUUUUUGAAAAUGGGUCAGAGAGUGCAUAAAUCCGUAAACAACCACCAUUUCAUCUCCAUGUGGAUGCCUAUCAGCAUCUCUCAAAACCUUGAUGUAACUAACUCUUUUAUGGCCCUGCACCUGUCCUGCCAAAACAACCUUCAUACGAGUGCUCUGUACUCUUCUGUUUCUGUCUUUUGUGCAUUUCCUCGUCCGUGUUACUGACAGGUGGAUGUUUUUCUCUCUUCAGGUGUUUCUGAAAAUCGAGGAGAAAGAUGUUGAAAACGCUCUGAAGGAUAGGACGCUGCUAGGCAGCAUCCUGGCUGCAGGACUCCCCUCCUGAUCACACAAUGAUUUUUAAUUUGAACAGAAACAAGUUUUUUUUUCUGUGGUUUGAUUUUUUUAUUCUCAUUUUUGCUGAGAAUCUGUACAGAAUUUUACUGAAAUUUUUAUUUUAUUAUUUUGGUCCUCAAACUGACAAAGAAUUUUGAACCUUCACGUCAGUCAUGUGUGACAUGCAGCAGCUGUUUCAGUUUGGAUUUGAAAAGUCGACAUUUUUAUGCUGUAAAUAAAAUGUGUACAGACUUGAGACAUUUCUUCUUUUUGUUUUGUGGGUUUAAAGAGAAACAAAAAGGAUGUGAAAAUAUCAUUAAAACCCAGCUUAGACUGCAGGCUGAAGAGGCGUAAAGGAGCAGUUCCAACAUUUAUGGGACCAGACACACAAACAGAAAUGCUGUUUUAUUCAAAUCUGAUUUAUUCACAGCAGAGUGGAUGAAAAUAGAAGUUGUGCAUGUUUUCAGAUAGAAAUACAGUGAGCAAAAAUGUAAACCAGCUCAGAGGAUAAAAUAAAGUAUUUAAACAUACAUAUUUAAUAUCACAUCCUGCCCUGACUCCAUAUCAACUCACAGCGUCAGUAAAGAUACAGCAAGACAACACAUCACUGUCUUUUAACAGUCAUUUCACAGACCCCUCACCUUCUAUUCUUAAGUUUGGUGUUUGUUUUCAGCUUUUUAAUACAGGGUUUUAGGGUUUUACUCUCAAUAACACUAAAAUACUUCACUGUGUGAUUGUCUGAAUGUCUUUGACCUUAGGAGGUACAAAGGUGGAGAAAAACAAAAACUUCCAAAAACAUGAACAUUCAAACCACUACAAACUCUUCCUGUCACCAAAGUCUUGAUAAUCCACUUUCAAAGAGAUUUAAAACAAUACACCACAUUUUCAAAUUUAAUUAUGGAGCUAAAACACACGCUCUCAAAUAUCAAAACUUCUACUAGCUGAAAAAAAGAGGAAUUAAAAACAGCAAUGGUGGAGAGUCAAAGUAAGAGCCCAAUGAGAUGAUGCUUUUCCUGCAAUAUCAGGGUUAUUUCAGUUUAAGGAGUCUCAAAAGGAAAUGUAGGAAUUUUUUCUUAGAUUGUUUUAGUCUGUAUUCUUUUUAGUGGAAUAAGACAGUAUCACCUUUUCCUGAGACUAAAACUCCCAAAUCUGCAUUUUUUUUUGUGUUUUUUCCUGCAGGUUUCAUAACAUUUUACAUAUCCAUGUUUCUUCAAAUGCUAACACGUUUAAAUACCAGAACAUGUUUAAUAUGAACUGUAACUUGACCUGUGUUCUUACAAGUAAACAAAUCAAAUUUAACUCUAGAUACAAACAACAAAUAUCUCAAACGUGAGAAUGAGGUGUUGAAGCUUUAGGGGUGAAAUCAAUAAAAGAGACAACCCCUUUUUUUUGACAUUCAGAGUGAGGAGGUGAAAAUCAUUUUGAAACAUUCUCAUUUUACCAGCGUUCAGAUUUUAACGAAAAAUAAACAGAUAAAGAACUUUAGCCCUCAGUUUGACAUUAACAUGUAUUUACAAUCUUUAGACACAGUCAAUACACAAACAAACAAACAGGUGAAACAGUCAGUAAACUUCACCACAAACACUCACAGUUUAGUCCAAAAUACUUUCAAUAUAUUAUAAAUGUUAAAUAUUUGUGAAUUUUAUCAGUUUGAAAUAUUCCCUUUUUUUUCUCAUUCGGCCCGUCACAGGACAGAAACACCAAACUGAGAGUGAAUUGAGACUUAAAGGUAAAUGACUGAAAACAGGUCUGUAACUCCUCAAUUACUCACCACAGCUUUGGUGGUAAGGAAUACAAGUGACCGAUCUCAACCCUAAUAAACAUUUAAAUAUUAAUCCUGUUACUCAGGUAAGAGAGUGAAAAAAAAGUUUCAAAUUAUGAGUAUGAUUUAAAUAAAAGAGAAUAAAAUCAGACAUUAACAAGAAUAUUUGCCCCAAUAUUAAUAGGGUAAAAUUGUCAGGCUUUGACAAGGAAGUUUUAAAACUAAGUAGAGAAAGGAUCAAAUCUUAAUUAUCUGGAUAAAGUUGAAUUUAAGGAACAUAAAGUCAUUGAUAUACCAAUUCAGAAUCAAAUCAUUGUGUUAGACCAGUGGUUCUCAAGUCCAGUCCUCGAGGCCCACUGUCCUGCAUGUUUUGGAUGU